UUGAUGAGUGCGUAGUUGAAGGAACUAGGAAGUAUCCUUGUUCUAAUUAUCAGGGAAACGAGAAUCAGAUGUCAUAUACUAAAAGUCACCCCCCUACCAACCCAAAAAGCAUAGCAUCUUUCCUCCAUCCCUCCUAGCACUUGAAUAAGCUUCGUUGCAAAACUCUUUCCUAAAUUAUUUUCUCGAGCACUUUUCCAAUUGUUUAAGAUACCUCCGCACCCCACCUAUUUCAAUGCAAGAACUUCAAGAUUGAUCGUCAAGUCCGCCAAUUGCCUCGGUCUCUCGAAAUCUGAAAUCACCAAUAACCAACAGAGUUCUUGGCCUUCCGGCCGGAGAAUGGGGCGGCAUCCGCACUGCACCAAGCAGAAGCUAAGGAAAGGCCUGUGGUCACCUGAAGAAGAUGAGAAGCUUUACAACCACAUCGCUAGAUUUGGCAUUGGCUGUUGGAGCUCUGUGCCCAGACAAGCAGGAUUGGAAAGAUGUGGGAAGAGCUGUAGACUGAGGUGGAUAAAUUACCUGAGGCCGGACCUUAAGAGAGGAAACUUCACGCAGCAGGAGGAGGAUUUGAUCACGAGCCUGCAUGAAGUUCUAGGCAACAGGUGGUCUCAAAUCGCAGCACAAUUGCCAGGGAGAACCGAUAAUGAGAUCAAGAACUUCUGGAAUUCGAGCCUAAAGAAGAUGCUUAAGCAGAGGGGGAUCGACCCGAUCACCCACAAGCCAUUAAGAGAGACAGGAGCACAAGAAGAGAGGCAAAAACCCAGCAUGAAGCCCAUCUUCGGUCCCUUUGCCUCAUUCGAAUGCCAAGCAGUUAUCGAUCGGGUCGAGACUGGCGCAAACUUCUACCGCCAAUUCCGACAAACUUGUAGACCUCUAGAGCAGAACGAAUUCAUGAUGAAUUUUGAUUGCAGUUUUACUUCGGGACCCAACUCAGUGUAUUGCGAUUAUGGUGAAGCAUUAGAUAAUUCAGACAGCUGUGGAAUCCAAGAGAGUUUGAACAAUGGCAGCAACUGGAACUGCAAUAUACCAGCUCAGACGAGCACUGUGCUAGGAAAUGAGGUCUUCAAUUGGUAUUCUUCUGGGAUUAAGUUGGAAUCUCCAAUUCGGACAGAGUUCAAGACUUAUGAGAGGAGGCUGAAUCCAUGUCAAGGACUUCAACAUGUGGAUAGUUCAGAAGAAUUCAGCAGCUAUCCGACGACAUCGCGGUCCCAAGAUCUAUCUGAUGCAUGGUUCGAUGUCUCUCAAGGGGAACUGGCUUGUGAAUUGAAUGGGAAUUUUCUUAGUUCUUAACAACCCCUUCCCCUCCAUCUACCUGUCAUGGAUGUUGAUGGAAGAGCGUAUGGAGAAUUACAGGUGGACCUUUUUAAAAUUUUUCUCAUUUCGCUUUGUCUAUAGGUCACAAAAACAAAAAACAAAAAAGCACGAAUAAUGUAUUUACAGAGGUGUGUAUGAUUUCGAAGCAUUGUUAUUUUGUAUGCAGUGGGCUUGCUGAAAUUGCAUCAUCUCCUCCUUUCAUG
This is a messenger RNA of Phoenix dactylifera (date palm), 1514 nucleotides long. The record is from RefSeq and is a predicted model, not a curated record. NCBI's taxonomy places the organism in Eukaryota, Viridiplantae, Streptophyta, Magnoliopsida, Arecales, Arecaceae.